Strongylocentrotus purpuratus (purple sea urchin) is the source of this 6670-nucleotide messenger RNA. RefSeq names its product cullin-5-like. The record is from RefSeq and is a predicted model, not a curated record. The transcript is spliced from 19 exons. Gene Ontology annotation, molecular function: ubiquitin protein ligase binding. Gene Ontology annotation, cellular component: SCF ubiquitin ligase complex; Cul5-RING ubiquitin ligase complex. Gene Ontology annotation, biological process: SCF-dependent proteasomal ubiquitin-dependent protein catabolic process; protein ubiquitination. Bases 51 to 2435 code for a protein of 794 amino acids. NCBI's taxonomy places the organism in Eukaryota, Metazoa, Echinodermata, Echinoidea, Camarodonta, Strongylocentrotidae.
AGGUCAUCCACAAUAUUUAAGGUCAACAUGUAACAUUAGCCUGCAUCAAAAUGGCGACUGUCGGAAGUAAACCGAGCGGCGUUGGAGGUGGAAGUUCAAUGCUCAAACAGGAUAAAACCCAACCUCAGUUUGAGGAUCGCUGGGAGGGCAUGAGGCCCACGGUACUCAAACUCUUGAGACAGGAGAACGUGAGCAGAAAUGAAUGGCAUGACCUUUUCUGGGAGGUGUACUCUGUGUGUGUAUGGGAUGAUAAGGGAGUGGACAAGGUCAAUGAAGCACUCAAACAUGACAUCGUCGAGUUCGUCCAGCAAGCCAAACAGCGUGUCCUUCAUGACCAGGAUGAGUCUGCACUCCUGAAGGCCUACAUCCGAGAGUGGGGCAAGUACUUCACCCAGUGUGACUAUCUCCCCAAGCCAUUCAAGCCGCUAGAGACGGCCACGGGGAAGGGGUCCGGUGCCCAGCAGAAGAAGGCCAAUCAGCAGAACGAGGAUUCUACAGUCAGAAAGUUGAUGCUAGAGAGUUGGAGUCACUACAUAUUCUCUAAGAUCAAACAGAAGCUCCAGGAGAGUGCCAUGGGACUGGUACUAGCUGAGAGGAAUGGAGAAGCCUUUGAGAAACAGCUUGUUAUUGGUGUCAGAGAAUCAUACGUUAAUUUAUGCUUGAACAGUGAAGACAGACUGCAGAUAUACAAGGAGAACUUUGAGAAAGCUUACCUGGAUGCUACAGAAGCCUUCUACAAAGCUCAAGCUCCAAACUACCUAGCAGAAAACGGCGUACAGAACUACAUGAGAUAUGCAGACAGCAAACUCAAAGAGGAAGAAAUGAGAGCAAGCAGAUACCUUGAUACGAGCAAAGGAAGUAACUCAAUGAGUUUAUUAACAGAGUGCUGUGUAGAAUGUCUAGUUUCGGUCUUCAAGGAGGAGAUACUGAGGGAGUGUGCACCAAUGAUCAAGAACAAUGAAACAGACAAACUGAACCUGAUGCUAAAGCUGAUGGACAGAGUUCCAGAAGGCAUUAAUCCUAUGCUAAGAGAUCUUGAGCAGCACAUCAUUGAAGCAGGUCUUGCUGACAUGGUUGCAGCGGCUGAGAUCAUCACCACAGAUUCAGAGAAGUAUGUAGAGAGGUUGUUAGAGUUAUUCCAUAGGUUCAGCAAUCUCGUCAAAGAGGCCUUCAACGAUGACCCAAGAUUCUUGACAUCAAGAGAUAAGGCUUACAGGCAUGUAGUCAAUGAUACCAAAGUCUUCCGGUUGGAGCUACCAACAAAAAACAAGAGUGCUGUUAGUAAAGGGCAACCCGAGUCGAGAUGUCCAGAGCUACUAGCAAACUACUGUGACAUGCUUCUGAGAAAAACACCCCUCAGCAAGAGACUCACAUCGGAAGAGAUAGAAAGCAAACUUAGGAAUGUCCUUCUAGUACUGAAGUAUGUGCAGAACAAAGAUGUGUUCAUGAGGUACCAUAAAGCUCAUCUAACAAGACGAUUAAUACUGGACACAUCAGCUGACAGUGAGAAAGAAGAAAACAUGGUGGAAUGGCUCAGGGAGGUGGGGAUGCCAGCAGACUAUGUCAAUAAACUUGCCAGGAUGUUCCAAGACAUCAAAGUCUCAGAAGACCUGAACCAAUCCUUCAAGGAACUUCACAGAAACAAUUAUGGCAAUGUAGCAGAUAACAUGAAUAUAAAAAUCCUCAAUGCUGGUGCAUGGUCUAGGAGUAGUGAGAGGGUGCCGUGCUCGUUACCAGUCGAGCUAGAAGAUUUCAUCCCUGAAGUAGAAGAAUUCUAUCGCAACAAGCACAACGGCAGGAAACUACAGUGGCAUCAUCUCAUGUCCAAUGGAAUAAUCACGAUGAAGAAUGAAGUCGGUAUGUUCGAUCUUGAAGUCACCACAUUUCAAAUGGCAGUACUAUACGCAUGGAACCAAAGACCCCUAGACAAGAUCUCACUGGAAAACCUGAGGCUUGCAACAGAAUUACCAGAUCAUGAACUCAGGAGAACGCUUUGGUCGUUGGUAGCCUUUGCCAAGUUAAAGAGACAAAUGGUUCUAAUGCAACCAGAGGCUAAGUCACCCAAGGAAUUUGUAGAUGGAACAGUGUUCUGGGUCAACCAAGAUUUUGCUGUCAUUAAGAAUGGGAAGCCACAGAAGCGAGGUAAGAUCAACCUGAUCGGAAGACUUCAGCUAUCUACGGAGAGGAGUACUGAAGAGGAUAAGGAAGGAAUUGUGCAACUCAGGAUUCUUAGAACUCAGGAGGCAAUAGUGAAGAUCAUGAAGAUGAGGAAGAAACUAAACAAUGCCCAGCUCCAGACGGAACUGGUAGAGAUCCUCAAGAACAUGUUCCUUCCGCAGAAGAAGAUGAUCAAAGAACAGAUAGAGUGGCUCAUAGAACACAAGUACAUGAAGAGAGACGAAGGUGACAUCAAUACCUUCAUAUACCUAGCUUAAUCACGCCGGUGCGAAUGGACUGAAUUAGCGGAUUGGUGUGAAUAUACUGGAAAUACCUUCAUCUAGCUAGCUUAAUCACACCAGUGUGAAUGGAAUGGAUUAGCGGAUUGGUGUGAAUAUACUGAAAAUACCUUCAUCUAUCUAGCUUAAUCACACCAGUGUGAAUGGACUGGAUUAGUGGAUUGGUGUGAAUAUACUGGAAAUACCUUCAUCUAUCUAGCUUAAUCACACCAGUGCGAAUGGAAUGGAUUAGCGGAUUGGUGUGAAUAUACUGAAAAUACCUUCAUCUAUCUAGCUUAAUCACACCAGUGUGAAUGGAAUGGAUUAGCGGAUUGGUGUGAAUAUACUGAAAAUACCUUCAUCUAUCUAGCUUAAUCACACCAGUGUGAAUGGACUGGAUUAGUGGAUUGGUGUGAAUAUACUGGAAAUACCUUCAUCUAUCUAGCUUAAUCACACCAGUGUGAAUGGACUGGAUUAGUGGAUUGGUGUGAAUAUACUGGAAAUACCUUCAUCUAUCUAGCUUAAUCACGCCGGUGUGAAUGGACUGGAUUAGCGGAUUGGUGUGAAUAUACUGAAAAUACCUUCAUAUAUCUAGCUUUAUCACGCCAGUGUGAAUGGACUGGAUUAGCGGAUUGGUGUGAAUAUACUGAAAAGAGUUACAAGAGAUCUGAGGGAGAUAAGGAAACAAGAAAUAUUUAUCAUCAGGGAAAUUGAGAAGAGAAAGUUGUGACAAGAUGUGCAGAUGAAUGGAAUCGGCAUGCACCCUCCAACCUUGUCUCUGCUGAACCUUAUGAAGAAUGCUGAUGCGGAACAUCAUCACCAUCAUCUAUCUAUCCUAACUAGGACAAUUAAUUAAUUGAUGUGCAUUAAUCAAUUUUUUUGAAUAUCCUGGAUAGAGAUAUUCCAUGAAUUUGGAAGUGGCCAUUCAUUAAGCGAAUCAUAAAGAGAAGUAUCGAUGAGGUGUGAAGAUGGAUACAAUGAAUGUCUGCCCUCAAACCGUCUUUUGUCAUCUGGUACUAAAGAACAUGAUGAAGAAGAUAGUGACAUCCACAACAUCAUCUAUCUACAUGUAGGGCAGUGUCAACAACCUUACCAGGGACCCAUUUCACAGGGCCUAUUUUCAAAGACAAAUUACAAAAAUCAGUGACAAAUUUGCUGAUACCCAAUCAGAAGCAAGAAUUUCAGUAGCUUAUAACAAAAACUGUAAUUUGUCACUGAUGAGUUUUGUGAAACAGGGCCCUGAUGUAUUGAUGUGAAUAUACUGGUAAGAGAGUCAUAUAUUUAUCUCAUUGAGUUGGAAGUGGCCAUUCAUUUCAGGUUUGCUACAAAAGUAAAUUGAUAAGAGAAAGGUAUAGCGAGAUGUGCAGAAGGUAGAAUCAAUGACCGAUUUUAACUGUCAUGUUGGGCUCAUUCUAAAAACAAUCCACAAGAAAGUGGUAAAUGUAACUGCAAACUCAUCAUAUAUCUAGCCUAAUCAAUAGACUGACUUUUGUGAAUAUACUGAACAGAGAAAAAUAUAUUUAUCUGUAUAAAGUUGGAAGCAAUCAUUCAUUUGGUAUUUGCUACAUGUUGUGGACAUUCCUGAAAGAAAAGUAAGAAAAGAGACGAGUAUGGAUAGGUAGAGCAGUAUUACUCUGCACAUUGUACUAUUUAAUGCAAAUCAUGAUCUGGGGCCCAUUUCACAAAUUCUUUUUUUCAAUGACAAAGUAGAGAAAUUAGGUGACAAAUCUGCUGAUAACCAAUCAGAAGCAAGGAUUUUAGUAGCUUUUAACACAAACUGUCAUUUGUCACUGAUGACAAGUUUUGUGAAAUGCCCCCCUGAUGUUGCAGCAUACUUGAUGGAAGAUCGUUAUUGAAUAUGGAUGCCUGCAAAUGGAGAGAAGAGAUGUAACAUGGUCUAGUGGUAAGGUCAGCUCUCUGUUAUUGCCUUCCUCUGACGGAGCUCGUUUCAAAACUGAUUUUUGUCUUUUGGAUGGUGGCAUGAAAGGUUGGUCCCAGGACGUAAAUAAUCAUACCUGAUUGAUACAUAUCUGUAAAAGCUCUAUUACAACAGAAAGCAAGCCUCAAAACAUCUUCUCUGCUCAUAUUGAGAUGUGAUGCAGAACUUGUUUCAAUGUCCUCAACUGUAUAUGAUUCAUAGAACAGUAACAACCCUCCUAUCAUCAUCAUCUGUAGUGGAUCUGAGAAACGGUUCUGAUAUUGCAUUCUGAUUAAAUCAAGAUGCAAUGUAAUGUGGUUAAAUAUGAUCUGUGGAAUAUAUCGCAGUUAUCCAAAGAUUUGAUAUUGUAUCCAUACUGCUGGUCCUUUCGAUUGUAUGAACCAAGUGACAUAUAACGGUAAUAGUAAUUGAAUUAGAGCUUCAAAAUCUAUAAUGUAUGUUAGAGUCUAGUACACUGUAUUUCCUCCAAUGACCACAACUCAAUUGUAUGAAAAGGCAUGCCUAUGCUUUUUUGUCCCAUACAUUGCAUACCACAUCUGAUCGUCAAGUAGCCUUGCUAGAACUUUCAUCAGAAGAUAUAAUCGUAGAUUUCCACACAAAUCGUGUAUCAGUUAUCUCAUCUGUAUGACUUUAUUUAGCUAUGAUUUGUUAUGGUUAUAUAUCAGUAGAGCUUCUGUGCUUUAGGGGAACUUAUCUGUGCAAUAUGCAUUACUAUUUCUCUUUUUUGAACAAACCUAGUCAUGUUUUGCAACCAAAAUGUCUGUUUGUCUGCUCCUGAUAUUUUAGGCUUUUGAAAUGUAUUUCGUCUAUUGAGAGCCAGAAGGGCACUAACUCUGUUUUAAAGUGUUGGUAUAAAGGCCUUUCUGGCUCCAAACAGACAUAUUUUUUUCUGUAUCUCCAAUAAAAAAGAAUAGUAUCAUUUCCAUCUUUAGAAGUGUUGAAUCAAUAUUUUAUUACCACUUUCAACACUCACUUUGAUAAUGUUGGUUUUGAUCAUUUUGAUCAUGAAGGUUUUUUGUUAUCUAUCCCCAAUGAAACAGAAAAUACAGGUAGUAUCAAUUUUGCAUCUUUCAAAGUGUUGAAUCAAAUUCUAUUAGCACUUUCAACACUCACUGUGAUAACAUUGAAACAGAUCAUGAAGGUUUUAAAAUGGACAAGUUGUACAAUAAAUAGAAAUUCACCCCUAUAGGCAUCAUUGUGAUGAAAGUGGUCCUCUCAAUGCAAAGAACACAAUUCAUGACGCCCCUCCCUACCCUUCCCCCUCACUCACAAACACACACACAUUUUGUCAGAGGUACAUUCAUGUCGAGUUACCUCUUUUUGUGUUUUCCUUUUCUUUCUACAAUCCUUCUUUGUGUCUCCAAAAUUUAGUUGCAGUCAUUUAAUACUCCCCAGGGAGUGAGCGUUGACACUAUCACGUGUGGAUAACCAAUUGAAUCCAUUGACCGAGGUGAUAAUAACUACAAUGUAAAGCACUUAGAAAUGUUGUAUUAAGUGCUAUACAAAUAAAUGUGACUGUUAUUAUUAUUCUUAUUUAAAACAAAAAUAUGUUGUCAUCGGAUCAUGUUUGAGGGCAUUUGUAAAGUACAUUAUGUAAAUUUCAAAGGGUGAUCAUGAUGUACUUGCUUACUGUACAAUUACCGUACCAACUGUGUCAAAUAGUUCGAAACAUGUUUUCCAAAAAUAGAAAAUGAUGCAUAGGGCUACUCAUGAAUCGUUAUGUUUGGUACAUGCAUAUUUUCAUAUAGAUAUGCAAGACACUUGUAUAUAAAAAAGGUUUAUAUAUUAUAUCGAUAUACAAUUGUGUCAUAUCAUAUUAUGCUUUCUUGGCCUACUUUCUUUUUCAAGCAAUCAUGAGGAAAAUUUAUGAAUGUCUGUCAGCUUAGAAUAUGUUUUUCUUCAGACUUGAUAAAUGAAAAAGGCAUAAUCUGUUCUGUGAGUUGAAUUUUCACAUUAUGUUUCCUGAUGUAAGCAUAUACAUUUUACACAUGUAGCAUGUAUUCAACUUAAGCCUGCUACCCAAUGCCUAUAAUGCUCAUAACUCAGUAUUUAUGCUGUCAAGAUGGGUGACAUACCUUUCUGAUGCUUAAUAUACUGGUAUCAAAUGGAAGUUAGAGCUAUCUUUCCAACAUCACUUUAUUCUCUUGGUGCACACCACUUCUUUUGCGACCAUAAACAAACUCUCUGAAACUUCUUUUUUUAAACAGUAAAAGGACACUAACUUUGUGUUUCAAAUUGAUAGAGGACAUUAGAGGUGAAGGUUUCCUAAAAGGCUCCUUUAAAUCUAACCUACUUU